AUGGCGCCUUCGCCGGCGGCUGGCCGUGGCGGGAGCACCGACGCCGGCCUCACAGACCCUCUGCUGCGCGGCGGCGGCGGCGCGAAGGACAAGUACUGGGUGCCCGCCGACGAGGAGGAGGAUGAAGAGACCUGCUGCGGGGAGGAGGACGGCCGCCCGCCGCCGCUGUACCGGACGUUCAAGGUCAGCGGCGUCCUCCUCCACCCCUACAGGUUACUAACUGUAGUGAGGCUGAUCGCCGUCGUCCUCUUCCUCGCAUGGCGCAUGAAGCACCGGAACUCGGACGCCAUGUGGCUCUGGUGGAUCUCGGUCGCUGGCGACUUCUGGUUCGGCGUCACCUGGUUGCUCAACCAGGCCUCCAAGCUCAACCCCGUCAAGCGCGUCCCCGACCUCUCCCUCCUGAGGCGGCGCUUCGACGGCGGCGAUCUCCCCACCGGCGGCCGUGGUGGCAGCCUCCUCCCUGGCCUCGACGUGUUCGUCAACACCGUCGACCCCGUGGACGAGCCCGUGCUGUACACCAUGAACUCCGUCCUGUCCAUCCUCGCCACCGACUACCCCGCCGAGCGGCACGCCACCUACCUCUCCGACGACGGCGCGUCGCUGGUCCACUACGAGGGGCUGGUCGAGACGGCGAGGUUCGCCGCGCUGUGGGUCCCGUUCUGCCGGAAGCACCGCGUCGAGCCGAGGGCGCCGGAGAGCUACUUCGGGCGGGCCAAGGCGGGGCCAUACGCCGGGCCGGCGGUGGAGGAGUUCUUUGCCGACCGGGGGUUCGUGCGCCGGGAGUACGAGGAGUACAAGGCGCGGCUCGACGCUCUCUUCGCUGAUAUCCCCCGGCGAUCGGAAGCUUGUGAUGGCAGUGCGAACGCCAAGGCAGGAGGAGGCGCGAAGCCGACUCUAAUGGCGGAUGGGACCCCAUGGCCAGGGACAUGGAUUGAGCCAGCUGAGAAUCACAAAAAAGGACACCACGCCGGAAUUGUUCAGGUAAUGUUGAGCCAUCCGAGUGGUGAGCGUCAGCUCGGCACGCCGGCGAGCUCCGAUCGCCCUGUGGAUUUCAGCGCCGUCGACGUGCGCCUCCCGAUGCUGGUGUACAUCGCCCGCGAGAAACGGCCGAGGCACGACCACCAGAAGAAGGCGGGCGCCAUGAACGUGCAGCUGCGCGUGUCCGCGCUGCUGUCGAACGCGCCCUUCGUCAUCAACUUCGACGGCGACCACUACAUCAACAACUCCCAGGCCUUCCGCGCGGCCAUGUGCUUUAUGCUUGACCGCCGCGACGGCGAGAACACCGGCUUCGUCCAGUUCCCCCAGCGCUUCGACGACGUCGACCCGACGGACCGGUACUGCAACCACAACCGCGUCUUCUUCGACGCGACGUUGCUCGGCCUCAAUGGCAUCCAGGGGCCGUCCUACGUCGGCACCGGCUGCAUGUUCCGCCGCGUAGCGCUCUAUGGCGACGACCCGCCGCGGUGGAGGCCCGGCGACGACGACGACGGCGAUGCCAAGGCGAUGGGUUGCCCCGGCAGGUACGGCAACUCGAUGCCGUUCGUCCACACGAUACUGGUGGCGGCGAACCAAGAACGGCCCAUCGCGUCGGCGGCGGCGUCCCUCGACGAGACGGCCAUGGCGGAGCUGCAGAAAGUGAUGACGUGCGCGUACGAGGACGGGACGGACUGGGGCGACGACGUCGGGUGGGUGUACGACAUCGCGACGGAGGACGUGGUGACCGGCUUCCGGCUGCACCGGAAGGGGUGGCGGUCGAUGUACUGCGCCAUGGAGCCCGACGCGUUCCGCGGCACGGCGCCGAUCAACCUCACGGAGCGCCUGUUCCAGAUCCUGCGGUGGUCCGGCGGCUCCCUCGAGAUGUUCUUCUCCCGCAACUGCCCGCUCCUCGCCGGCCGGCGGCUGCACCCGGUGCAGCGCGUCGCGUACACCAACAUGACGGCGUACCCGGUCUCGGCGCUCUUCGUCGUCGUCUACGACCUCCUCCCGAUCAUCUGGCUCUCCCACGGCGAGUUCCACAUCCAGAAGCCGUUCCCGACGUACGUGGCGUACCUCGUCGCCGUCAUCGCCUCGAUCGAGGUGAUCGGCCUGGUCGAGAUCAAGUGGGCGGGGCUCACCCUGCUCGACUGGUGGCGCAACGAGCAGUUCUACAUGAUCGGCGCGACGGGCGUGUACCCGACGGCGGUGCUGCACAUCCUUCUCAAGAAGCUCCUCGGCCUGAGGGGCGUCCGCUUCAAGCUGACGGCGAAGCAGCUAGCCGGCGGCGCGACGAGGGAGAGGUUCGCGGAGAUGUACGACGUGCACUGGGCGCCGCUGCUGGCACCAACCGUCGUGGUGAUGGCUGUCAACGUGGCAGCAAUCGGAGCGGCGGCGGGGAAGGCGGUCGUCGGGGGCUGGUCACCCGCGCAGGUCGCCGGCGCGUUGGCCGGGCUGGUGUUCAACGUGUGGAUCCUGGUGCUGCUCUACCCGUUCGCGCUCGGGAUCAUGGGGCGCUGGAGCAAGAGGCCAUGCGCGCUCUUUGCCCUGCUCGUGGCCGCCUGCGCGGCCGUCGCGGCGGGGUUCGUCGCGGUCCAUGCCGCUGUCGCCGCCGGCUCCGCGCCGGCACCGUUGCGAGGAGACGAGCAGGGCAAUGGAAGCGAUGCUCUUCGCACUCUAGUUUUGAAGACGGUUCCGCGGGAGCUGACACCAAUCCUAAGGCAAAAGAAAUCGUGGAUUGGCGGCAGAUCGAUCGGGUGA
Molecule: messenger RNA, 2733 nt
Organism: Oryza brachyantha (malo sina)
Lineage: Eukaryota; Viridiplantae; Streptophyta; Magnoliopsida; Poales; Poaceae
Product: probable mixed-linked glucan synthase 9
Exons: 3
Coding region: 1-2733 (910 amino acids)
Biological process (GO): cellulose biosynthetic process; plant-type primary cell wall biogenesis
Cellular component (GO): plasma membrane; trans-Golgi network
Molecular function (GO): mannan synthase activity; cellulose synthase (UDP-forming) activity
Source: RefSeq, a predicted model, not a curated record